CAAAGUUUUGGACUUUUGGUGGUAAGUGGUAACGGUAUCACUAUCAUCAGUGAGAGCAAUUCACCCAAACCGAAGCCACAAUCAAACCAUGGUGAUGAUAUCGAUACAGAUACUCCAUUAAUCAAAUCAAUGUUGUUUCUUCUUCUUCUUCAACCCAAAUUGCACUAACACUUUCAACUUCUUCAAAUUCAAACAAUGUUACUCACUUCUCAUCAUCACCACCAUUUCACACAUUCACUUUCUUCUUCUUCUUCCCUCUUACGUCCCCUUCAUCUCAACACUCCAAUCCUCAACUUCAAACUACAAUCAACAUCACAUAGAUUAACCUCCUUCACCGUCCACGCGAAUUCCUUACGUCACCGAUCUCAAAUUUCCGUCUCCAACCAUGUUUCCGAUUCCAAUUUCGAUUCCUUCCUUUCCUUUAUCGAACUCUCCUGCCUUCUCUCUUCCGUUAUCGUAUCCGCCACCGUCGCCGUGACUUCGGUUUGGAAGAAGGAGUUGUUUGUUUCAAUCGGUAACAGAGUUGCUCCGUGGAGUUUGUUGAUGUUAGUGGUUGGUGUUUUGACCGGUGCUUUGAUUAGGAGAAGGAAAUGGAGAGAGACGGUGAACGGUGGUUUUUCUGGUUCGGAGGUGGAUUUGUUGCUUAGGAUUGAGAAAUUGGAGGAAGAUUUGAGAAACUCUACGACGGUUGUUAGGGUUUUGUCUAGACAGCUUGAGAAAUUGGGGAUUAGGUUUCGUGUUACUCGCAAGACUUUGAAGGAGCCUAUAACUGAGACUGCAGCUCUGGCACAGAAGAAUUCUGCGGCCGCAAGAGCAUUAGCCAUGCAAUCAGAAAUAUUGGAGAAGGAGCUCGGGGAAAUUCAAAAGGUUUUACUAGCAAUGCAGGUACAACAGCAAAAACAACUUGAUCUCAUUCUUGCAAUAGCAAAGGCCGGUAAGCUAUGGGAAAGCAAGCGUGAAACUAGCGAAGAACACGGGACAAUAGAAAUGUCUAACUCAGCUGUGAAUCUCAAUCAGGAGGUCCACCAAGUUUGAAGCUUGGGUUAAACUAAGGAAAACCAUCAAAUUCCAGAGUGAUGAAUCUCAGUGUUACAUUCUUUGUUUUUUGAUGUGUACACUGAAUCAUCCAUCAACACACAAAAUCAAAUUACUCAGAAUUUUAUCGGCACAUAAAUAAUGAUUACACAUUUUCUAAGGGAGCCUCAAGUUUCCCGUCGAUACAGGUGGGAAGAAAUUACCCAACGAGUCAAUUCAAUCUAAGAGGGGAGAAUUUACCGAACUCUCUCUGGUUCUGUAGUAAAGUUAGGGAAUGUAAUGUUGGUUCUUUGUGUGUUCGCAUUUACUUUCAUUUCAAGUUUACAAGAUACUACUCAUCAUCAAUUUGUCACAGUUCACAUUUUCCCCUUCGCUUUACUUCACAAUAAUUCUGUAAAGUUAAAUAAUUAAGCACACAUUGUUGUCAUUGUAGUCGAUCCCUUUGUUAAAUUUGACUAAUUAGUUGCUGAGGUGUCAAGUUAGAGUGAUGACACGUCAGUUACCUA
This is a messenger RNA of Trifolium pratense (red clover), 1541 nucleotides long. RefSeq lists its product as uncharacterized. The transcript is spliced from 3 exons. The coding region runs from base 196 to 1035 and encodes 279 amino acids. NCBI's taxonomy places the organism in Eukaryota, Viridiplantae, Streptophyta, Magnoliopsida, Fabales, Fabaceae. Gene Ontology annotation, cellular component: chloroplast envelope. The record is from RefSeq and is a predicted model, not a curated record.